UGAAUUAGCUGCUGAGUUUGAAUACGUUGGUGUCCAAUGUGCCUAUAUAAUCCACCCGCUUACAACAAACUCAAAACCACAACAGCUUAUCUAGCUAUUAUACCUUAAAUUGUGCAAUAUUAGCAGUGAUUCCUUAACUUGAGGUGGUUAUACUACUUUCUAUAUACUCCAGCUUCAGCUAUGGCAUCAUGGUGUUUUAAUGGCAUGACCGCCCUCGUUACUGGUGGUGGUCGGGGCAUAGGACAAGCAAUAGUAGAAGUAUUAGCAAGUUCUGGAGCAAACGUAUACACGUGUGCAUUGGAACAAGAUGAACUAGAUCAUAGUUUGCAAGAAUGGAAUGAUAAGGGAUAUAAAGUAUCCGGCAUGGCAUGUAACCUAAUGGUGCGAGAGGAGCGUGAGAAGCUCAUGAAGGCCGUUGGUGAUCACUUCAAUGGAAAACUCGACAUUCUUGUAAGCUACAUAAAUUGGAGAUGUUAAUUUAUGGAAAAAUUACAUUAUUUCUGGUCCUCCUUCAGU
Molecule: messenger RNA, 516 nt
Organism: Ipomoea triloba (trilobed morning glory)
Lineage: Eukaryota; Viridiplantae; Streptophyta; Magnoliopsida; Solanales; Convolvulaceae
Product: tropinone reductase 2
Exons: 2
Coding region: 181-477 (98 amino acids)
Molecular function (GO): oxidoreductase activity
Source: RefSeq, a predicted model, not a curated record